AAAAUCCUUUUCCAAAACGUAUUCUUCGAUGUUGUAAUAUAUUAUGUCGUUUCUUUAAAACUUCACAUAUGGGUGGUUUCUUACUUCGAAAAUAUAUAGAAGAAAUGAAUAUUUCUGGUGGUAGUUUAAAAACUUAUUGUGAAACUAGGUGGACAUCAUGUUAUGAUACUGUAAAAUCAGUUGCACGUCUUCAAGAGCCUUUAGAAAAAAUUAAACGUGAAAACUAUGAAAUAAUUACAAAUCAAAAUUUGAAGAAGAUUUUUAAUUCUCGUUGCUUUUUUAAUGAUUGUAAUCGAAUAGCAAUGAUAUUAGAACCAUUACGAAAUACUAUUUUACUUUUAGAAAGAAAUAGUACUACACUUGCUGAUUGUUUUAUUAUGCUAAUUCGACUAGCUGUUAAAAUAAAUCAGAUUCCACAUGAAAUAGGAACAAUUGGCUUUAAGAAUCAUUGCAUUCAAGCAAUAAAUGAACGUUGGGAGAAAUCAUUUGAUGAUGAACCUUAUAUGUUAGCAUAUUGGUUGCAUCCAGCUUAUCGAGGUAUUGGUUUAUCUAAUACCUUACAAUCACGAAUUAUAAAAUAUGCGGGAAAACUAAUAUAUGAUAUGGGUUAUAAGGAUAAAGCUGCAAUUAAAACUCUAAUUGCAAAUAUGGCAAAUUUUAAAUGCUUGGAAGGGGCUUAUUCUUUGGAAUAUAAUGAAGAAUUUAAUUCACCUCGGACUUGGUGGCAUGUAACUACUGCAGAAUCAAUGUCUAAAAUCCGGCAUUACUAUCUUAAUAAUUCACGACAUGAGUUACAAUAUGUUGGCAAAACAUUAACCAAUGAAGAAAUUUCUAAAUUAAUACAAGAAACUAGUUUGAUUGAUAAUGAAGAAUUAGCAGAUGAUGAUAAUGAUUUAAAUAUGGAAAUAAAUGAAGAAAUUCCACAAAAUGAGGUAUAUGUAUUAAUUAUAGCAAAACAUAUUGAUUUAACAAAUCCUGUAUUUGAUGAAGAAGCGGAAAGUUCUAAAAGUGAUGAAUCUGAACAUAAUAUAGAAUCUGAUGAAGAUGAUAAUUUUAAUAUAGAUGAAAUGAUUGAUAACUUUUUA
Funneliformis geosporum is the source of this 1085-nucleotide messenger RNA. Lineage: Eukaryota; Fungi; Glomeromycota; Glomeromycetes; Glomerales; Glomeraceae. The record is from the annotation of a GenBank genome assembly.